Molecule: messenger RNA, 1882 nt
Organism: Rhodamnia argentea
Lineage: Eukaryota; Viridiplantae; Streptophyta; Magnoliopsida; Myrtales; Myrtaceae
Product: extensin-2-like
Exons: 1
Coding region: 62-1687 (541 amino acids)
Biological process (GO): plant-type cell wall organization
Molecular function (GO): structural constituent of cell wall
Source: RefSeq, a predicted model, not a curated record
CUCUCACCACCUCCUCAACAGUUCUCAAUUUUAGGAGCAAAAGUUGUGCUCGCCACACCAAAUGAGAAGCCCCAGCCGGUCGAGGCACUGGCCUCGACUCUUCCAUGCAUUGGCUCUUUGCCUUAUUGCCACCGGCGUAUCCGCCGACUAUGAGCCUUAUAUCUACGCGUCUCCCCCGCCCCCAGUGUGGAAACACGUAGAUUCUCCUCCUUAUAUCUACAAGUCUCCGCCGCCGCCGAAACACGAAGAGCAUCCACCUUAUCUCUAUAAAUCUCCGCCACCACCCUCACCUUCCCCGCCUCCGCCUUAUAUCUAUAAGUCCCCACCGCCUCCUUCUCCUUCACCACCUCCUCCUUAUGUGUACAAGUCGCCUCCGCCGCCAUCACCGUCUCCUCCACCUCCAUAUAUUUACAAAUCGCCUCCUCCACCAUCGCCCUCACCUCCGCCUCCGUAUGUUUACAAGUCUCCGCCGCCACCUUCUCCUUCCCCACCUCCUCCAUACGUGUACAAGUCUCCUCCACCACCUUCGCCAUCUCCUCCACCUCCAUAUGUUUACAAGUCCCCACCUCCGCCUUCUUCUUCGCCACCCCCUCCAUAUGUGUACAAAUCACCUCCACCACCAUCUCCAUCUCCACUGCCUCCAUAUGUUUACAAGUCUCCACCACCACCUUCUCCAUCACCCCCUCCUCCUUACGUCUAUAAAUCACCACCGCCUCCCUCACCAUCUCCACCACCACCUUAUGUUUACAAAUCUCCCCCACCGCCUUCUCCUUCACCACCUCCACCAUACAUUUAUAAAUCACCUCCACCACCAUCACCAUCUCCCCCACCCCCGUAUGUCUAUAAGUCUCCUCCACCGCCAUCGCCCUCACCGCCUCCUCCGUAUGUGUACAAAUCUCCUCCACCACCAUCACCAUCUCCCCCCACCCCGUAUGUUUAUAAGUCUCCUCCACCGCCAUCCCCUUCACCACCUCCUCCUUACAUGUACAAGUCACCACCACCACCAUCACCGUCGCCUCCACCUCCCUAUGUCUACAAGUCCCCGCCACCACCGUCACCUUCCCCACCUCCUCCUUAUGUGUAUAAGUCACCGUCACCCUCCCCUCCACCUCCCUAUGUCUACAAGUCACCACCUCCACCUUCACCAUCACCACCACCACCUUAUGUUUACAAGUCACCACCACCUCCAGUAAAGUCACCACCUCCCCCAUACUACUAUAAGUCUCCACCUCCACCUUCUCCAUCACCACCACCUCCUUAUAUUUAUAAGUCCCCGCCGCCACCAAUGAAGUCUCCCCCUCCUCCAUACUACUAUAAAUCUCCACCUCCACCUUCCCCAUCACCACCGCCUCCAUAUAUCUAUAAGUCACCCCCACCUCCAGUGAAGUCACCCCCUCCCCCAUACUACUACAAGUCCCCGCCUCCACCCUCGCCAUCACCACCACCUCCUUAUAUCUACAAGUCACCACCACCUCCGGUAAAAUCACCACCUCCUCCCUAUUACUACAAAUCUCCCCCUCCACCUUCUCCAUCACCACCCCCGCCUUAUGUUUACAGCUCACCACCACCUCCGGUAAAGUCACCUCCUCCUCCGUACUACUAUAACUCGCCACCACCACCUUCACACUCCCCACCUCCUCCUCAAUACUAUUACAAAUCUCCUCCGCCUCCCAAGGGCUACUAUUAAGCGGCCAUUGAUCCCCUCCAAGUGCUCAAGAAGCUGCAGCAAGAAUAAUACCGUUCUUUGGCGAUACGCUUUACAUGGAAGCAAUUAUUUUUCAUUCUUAUACACAUGUACUUUUCAUUUUCAUAAGUCCCGAGUGACAAUGAUUGUAUGAUUACUUCGAGCAACGAAAGCAUGUAUGAAUUCAGUUUUUAUCAA